GAGAGCAGGCGAGGCAUACGUUAUCUGGAGAGUAGAUUCCAACCUCGUAAUGUGUGCACGCGCGACACGUUUCUGUGCCGACUUUACUGUGGUGUUUAAUUAAUAACGAUGGUAACAAUCAGUUGCAGUUCAUUUUGCGGAGCAAUUACUUGGCCAUCCAUUGUUUUUCAUAGCAUGGGAUAAGCCCUCAGCCAACGGACGACGGUUCUGGUCAAUAAAUAUUUGGAACCACAACGACGAGCAAGUCAUGAAACCGAGGCGACUCUGUCACAUUUGCGGCUACCUCGUCACACGUUUGAGCACCCACAUCCUCACUCACACGAACAAGCGCCCUCAUCGUUGUCCAAAAUGCCAAGCGAGUUUCACCGCCCCCUGUCAUCUAAAAACGCACAUGAUCCAUCACACGGGCGAGCGACCCCAUCGGUGCUUCAUAUGCCAGCGAGACUUUGCCCAAAAAGGCUCCCUCACGAUCCACAUGCGCAGCCACACGGGCGAGAAGACCCACCGUUGCUCGUUCUGCGGGAAGCGCUUCAGCCGAUUGGACGUGCUCGCGACCCACGUGCGCACCCACACGGGCGAGCGGCCCUACCGGUGUUCCCAGUGCCCAAAAGCCUUUAGCGACCCCAGCAAUUUUUCAAAACACGUGCAGACCCACUCGGGCAAGCGACCGUCCCACAAUUGCUCCCUGUGCCACCGAGCCUUCGUCCAAAAGGAGACCCUGGAGGCCCACGUGCUCACGCACGCCCGUGAAAUCGUUCACAGGUGCGUGCUGUGUCAAAAAAAAUUCACUCGAGCCUACGUCCUCAAGAUGCACAUGCGCACCCACACCGGGGAAAAGCCGUACAAGUGCACCGUUUGCCCGCAAGCCUUCAGCCAAAAGGGCUCCCUCACGGUCCACAUGCGGGCCCACACGGGUACGGUUCACGUGUCGUGUAGCGUGUGCCAGCGAGACUUCACCGAUUCGAGCGGCUUUUCCAAGCACAUGCGCUCCCACGCGGGCAUGCUCCCCUACUCCUGUCCCUUGUGCUCGAGGGCUUUUCUCGACUCCAGCAAUCUUACGAAGCACAUGAAAACUCACUAGGGAACGGGGAAGCCGUUUGGCGCGACGAGCGCGAAGAUAACAGUAUUUUUGGGUGUUGGAAUCUAUGUUCCACGUAAGGUUAUGGUGUUUUUUAUGUAGAGCCUUUUCUUCAAACUUGUAUAUUUAACUCAA
Copidosoma floridanum is the source of this 1213-nucleotide messenger RNA. RefSeq lists its product as uncharacterized. NCBI's taxonomy places the organism in Eukaryota, Metazoa, Arthropoda, Insecta, Hymenoptera, Encyrtidae. The record is from RefSeq and is a predicted model, not a curated record.